Scatophagus argus is the source of this 1796-nucleotide messenger RNA. RefSeq names its product tyrosyl-tRNA synthetase 2, mitochondrial (gene yars2). Gene Ontology annotation, biological process: tyrosyl-tRNA aminoacylation. Gene Ontology annotation, molecular function: ATP binding; tyrosine-tRNA ligase activity; RNA binding. Lineage: Eukaryota; Metazoa; Chordata; Actinopteri; Scatophagidae. Bases 139 to 1581 code for a protein of 480 amino acids. The record is from RefSeq and is a predicted model, not a curated record. Gene Ontology annotation, cellular component: mitochondrion; cytosol. The transcript is spliced from 5 exons.
AGUGGCUGAAUCCGCGCAACAGACAUUAUGAUGGGAGCUCCCGCUGUAGGAGCCAGUGCACAAGAGGGCGAUCUACUCUAACAAACUACCCGCGACUCUCAGCUUGUCCUCCUCCGUGUUCCUGUCACAUUGUUCAACAUGGCGGCGGCCAUGGCGAGGGUCUGCCGUUGUGCAUGGCGGCACGGAUGCUACAGUCUGCCGAGGCGAGCGGGUCUUCGCCUCACGCCCAGGUCUAAAUUUCACGGCUCUUCAGCGGCACUUAACGGACUACUGUAUUCUCUACACAAACGCGGGAUUCUGAAGGAAUCGUUCCCAGAAAACGCAGCGCAGGACGAGCUUCCUCAGCUGCUGCAGUCCGGCGCUCAGACUGUGUACUGCGGCUUUGACCCGACGGCCGACAGCCUCCAUGUGGGGAACUUGCUCGCUAUCAUCGGCCUGUUGCACUUCCGAGACGCCGGGCACCAUGUCCUCGCCGUGCUCGGAGGGGCAACAGCACAAAUCGGCGACCCGAGCGGGAAAACGAGCGAGAGGGAGCGGUUGUCCGCGGAUGCUGUCGAGCAGAACACCCGCAGCAUCCGGGAGAGCAUCCAGAGGAUAUUCACCAACCACGAACUGCACUUUCACGACCGCUCCAGGAAGCUGGGCACGGUGACCGUGCUGAACAACCUGAGCUGGUACAAGGACCGGAGCGUGAUAGGGUUUCUGUCAGAGGCCGGAAGGCACUUCAGGAUGGGCACCAUGCUCAGCCGCCACAGCGUGCAGUCCAGGCUGAGGAGCGCUGACGGUAUGAGCCUGACAGAGUUCACCUACCAGGUGUUCCAGGCUUAUGAUUUCUACCACCUGAACCAGGUAUACGGCUGCAAGAUUCAGCUCGGGGGCACCGACCAGCUGGGCAAUUUGAUGUCUGGCCAUGAGUUCAUUCACAAAGUGAGCGGCGAGGCGGUGUAUGGCCUCACCAUGCCCCUGGUGACCAGCUCUGUCGGGGACAAGUUGGGGAAGACGGCAGGCAAUGCUGUAUGGCUCAACAGAGACAAGACGUCCCCCUUUGAACUCUACCAGUUCUUUCUCAGGCAGCCUGACGCCAGUGUGGAAGGGUACCUGAAACUGUUCACCUUCCUGCCUCUGGCAGAGGUGGAGGCGGUGAUGGAGCAGCAGAGAGAGGAUCCAGGUAAACGACUCGCACAUAAACGACUGGCUGCGGAGGUGACGAAACUGGUGCAUGGAAAGGAAGGGCUGGAGAGUGCAAAGAGGUGUACCAACGCGCUGUACCACAGCAGCGUGCAGGCCUUGGAGGAAAUGAGUGAUGAGGAGCUUCAGGAGCUCUUCAGAGAGGCUCCCUUCCACGAGUUGCUGUUGGAGCCGGGAACCACUGUGAUAGACGCCUGCCGUGCGAUCAACGCCAUCCCAGACGGAGCCAAAGGUUAUCGAAUGGUUUCGGAGGGAGCCGUGUGGAUGAACCACGGACGGGCAGACAAACCAGAGCAGGUACUGAUCCCUAAACUCCAUAUCCUAUCAAAUGGACUUACGUUGGUCAGAGUGGGCAAAAGGAACUUCUACAUCAUCAAGUGGCUCAGCCUCUGAGGUCAUCUGCUUUCAUAUGGGACCAGUUUGGCAUGAUGGACUGACUGGGAAGGUAGGCGACUACACCUCUGCAGGGUCAAAGAGGAGAUGUUGAUGGACUUUGGAAUAUGCUGGGUUUUUGGCCUAAACCCUUAGCUGUGGUUGUCAAAGAAAUAUUUAUAUGUACAGAUGUAAUGAUUGUCUAAAGCGACGGUAUUAAAAGAUAUUUGAUAUAA